This is a messenger RNA of Gambusia affinis (western mosquitofish), 1590 nucleotides long. RefSeq names its product transcription factor A, mitochondrial (gene tfam). The transcript has 7 exons. The coding region runs from base 142 to 1116 and encodes 324 amino acids. NCBI's taxonomy places the organism in Eukaryota, Metazoa, Chordata, Actinopteri, Cyprinodontiformes, Poeciliidae. Gene Ontology annotation, molecular function: transcription cis-regulatory region binding. The record is from RefSeq and is a predicted model, not a curated record.
AUGGAUGGCGCUAGAGAGACAGGAAAAAGACGACGACAACAACAGAAGUAUUACCCACAAUGCACUGGGCCGUGGUGAGAGCGCGCUGAUAUCAGUUAAUAGGGGAACGGAAGAUACACUGUAGCGUAUGAAAGAAGUCUAAUGCAUGGAUGUAGCCAUAUAUAUUGCAGUGUCCUUGAACUGUUCACCCGCUUCUCCGUUUCUAUUCAACAUCCUGCUAGGUGUUGGAACACCGACAUGGCUCCAUAUAACCUACUGACGGCCACCGCUAGCCUCAUGGCUAGGUCAUUCAGUGCAUUCUACACAAACACGCCUGCAAGAUGCACCAGCAUCGUCUGCAGUGGAACUAUCAACCCAGUGAAGUAUCUGACCACGCAGACCAGCGGCCCACCAAAGAGACCUCUAAACGGAUACAUGAGAUACGUUCUCCAGCAGAAACCAGUUGUGAUCAGUCAAAACCCAGAAAUCAAGCUAGUGGAUGCAGUCAGGAAGAUCGCCCAGCAGUGGAGGAUGAUGAGCCCCGAGCAGAAACAGCCGUUCCAGCAGGCCUGGGUCCAGGCCAUGAAGCAGUUCAAGGUGGACCUCCAGAAGUACCAGGCCCAGCUGAGCCCGGCUCAGCUCCAGCAGCAGGCCCUGGAGAAGAGGCAGAAGAUGGCUAAACGAAAGGCCAUCAGAAAGAAGAGGGAGUUGAACGUCCUUGGGAAACCCAAACGGUGUCGAACUCCUUUCAACAUCUACAUGUCGGAGCAUUUCCAGGAGGCCAGAGGAACCACCACCCAGGCCAAAUUGAAGUCGCUGUUGGACGAUUGGAGGAAUCUGUUCAGCCAUCAGAAACAGGUCUACAUCCAGCUGGCUGAGGACGACAAGAUCCGCUACAAGAACGAGAUGAAGUCAUGGGAGGACCACAUGGUGGACAUCGGACGUGAAGAUCUGGUCCGGGAACAGACCCAGAGCAAAAAGAAAAAAACUGCUGCUGUGAGGAGAGCAACAAAGAAGACUGCAGCUAAAUCGGUGAAGAAGGCCACUCCCACAAAGAAGAAGUCAAAAACAUCCAGCAAGGCGAAACCGAGUGCUUCAGCUAAAACUGUCCGAAAAGGCUCUGCAAAAAAGACCUAAGAUGUGAUUAGAAGUGAGUCCAAAUGACUGAAACUAGCUCACCUUUUUGUUUAGCUUUGUUUCUUUCUUUUUUUUGACCUCAUCACGUUAGAACUGACUCAUAUUCUUCUUUUAUAUAUUCUAACAAAUAAACCUCUACUUUCAUAGGUCUAUUUUUACAUAAUGUGAAUUCAUUAUUUCCGUCGCAGCUCAGUCUGAAUCAUGUCAAUUUUUAUUUACAGUGUUUUCUCCUUCAAACGAACAUUUGCGUUGACAGUAACACUGGAAGUUUUUUUUUAGAGACAUUUAGAGACAGCUGUCUCUAAAUGUCUGCAUUGAUUGUCUCCGUCCAAAAACAAGCCCUCUGAAUUGUAGUAUUACUGGAAAGACUGACACUUGGUGAAAUAUUCUGUAUUUGUUACAAAAAGAAAAUGAAAACCAUCAGUGUCUAUUGUUUUUCUAAAAAUGUUUUCAAUUAGAGAAGGUGGAUCUUGA